GAGAAUGCGCACAAUUUCAUUCCUGUCAGCAGGGUUUCCUCGGUGGGUGAAUGUGUGAUGAGGGAGCAUUAUGAUCAAGUCACAAACCAAUUUGAAGAUCGAGAGUUCAUCCUGAAUCAUCGUGGUGACUCAAAAUUGUGGCGUGAGAAUUGUGACGGCCACGCGAUGAAGGCUAGGCACAGCUCACUGAACUUCAUGGAGUCAGAUACGAAUCCGCCGCAGAAACGCCGCCGAGAGCUUGAUGACACAGGCUCAUUCGGACCCUCGCAAAAAGAACAUCGUCCUCUCAGUCUUGAGAAAGACAAAAAUGUCUGGAUAGAAGAUGGCAACGUCAUCCUAGUCUGCGAGACAGAAUCUCAACGGAUCGGGUUUCGAUUCUACAAGGGCCUUCUAUCGCAGCGAUGCGAGGUCUUCCAGGACAUGUUCUCAGUCUGCAGCACGUCUGACUCUGAAGAGACAUACGAAGGAUGUCCUUUGAUCGUCGUUCACGAUAGUCCGGCGGAUAUACGUCGUCUUUUGAUGUGUAUUGUGGAUAGAUACUUCGCCAAAGAUCUGGCGACCCUCACCUUCGAUGAAAUAACCAGUCUUCUCCGCAUGUCCACGAAAUACAUGUUUUCCCUCCUCCGACAAGAAAUUAUCGCUCAUCUGAGGGUCCUUUACCCUUCGACCCUCACCGAAUUUCUCUCUGAUACACGCCGGGAGCUUUUGAUCACGGACUUCAACAACGGCAUCCUUGGGGUCAACAUUGGACUAGAGUGCGAUAUUCCGGCAAUCCUCCCCGCUGCCUACUAUCUAUGUUCGACUAUGAAGCCGACACAACUCAUCGAUGGGAUCAAGAACGAAAAUACGGGCACGCUCGCCAAGUUAUCUCCAGAGGCAUACCGCUCUUUGGCCGGCUUUCAGGAAGCCUGGUCUGCCAGGGUCGCCGAAAUCGCGCGGGAUACUCGUCCACGAACGGCAUUCCUCGAUAUCGAUACUUGUAUCGCCGAAUUUCUGGAUUGUUUAUCAUGGCAAGACCUUUGCUGCCAAAACCCGACAUACCUAGAUGGUAGAUGCUUCUUCUCCUUCCGCGAUCACCUCAGCAUCAUGGAGGUGUGCAAGGACUGUGAGCGGAUUUUGGCCAGCAGGCGGACGAGGGUUCAGAAGCAUAUGUGGGAAUCUCUGCCAUCGUUCUGUCAGCUGGGGAGUUGGGAACAGUUACAGACAUGA
Molecule: messenger RNA, 1209 nt
Organism: Stereum hirsutum FP-91666 SS1
Lineage: Eukaryota; Fungi; Basidiomycota; Agaricomycetes; Russulales; Stereaceae
Exons: 3
Coding region: 58-1209 (383 amino acids)
Source: RefSeq, a predicted model, not a curated record